Molecule: messenger RNA, 878 nt
Organism: Xiphophorus couchianus (Monterrey platyfish)
Lineage: Eukaryota; Metazoa; Chordata; Actinopteri; Cyprinodontiformes; Poeciliidae
Gene: acp1
Product: acid phosphatase 1
Exons: 6
Coding region: 67-543 (158 amino acids)
Biological process (GO): protein dephosphorylation
Cellular component (GO): cytoplasm
Molecular function (GO): acid phosphatase activity; non-membrane spanning protein tyrosine phosphatase activity
Source: RefSeq, a predicted model, not a curated record
GCUUAUUUUUGCUCAGGCAGAAGCUGGUCACCCACUGUGACGUAAUUGAGGAGAGUCCACAGCAACAUGGCGGCCACCGGUUCGAAGUCAGUUCUGUUCGUUUGCCUGGGGAAUAUUUGCAGGUCUCCCAUUGCGGAAGCUGUGUUUAGGAAAAUGGCAACAGAUUCUGGAGUGGUUGAUAAGUGGGUCAUAGACAGUGGUGCCACAUCUGACUGGAAUACAGGCAGCUCACCGGACACCCGUGGUCUGGCUUGCCUGAGGAAGCAUGGCAUUGAGACAAGCCAUAGGGCUCGACAGGUGACCAAAGAUGACUUCAUGACCUUUGAAUACAUACUCUGCAUGGACGAGAGCAACCUGAGUGACUUGAACAAGAAGGCCAAGUCUGUGAAAACCUCCACUGCAAAGAUCGAGCUUCUCGGUUCAUAUGAUCCUCAGAACCAGCGGAUCAUCAAAGACCCAUAUUAUGGAAGCGAUGCAGACUUUGAAAAUGUGUAUGAACAGUGCCUACGCUGCUGCAAAGCUUUCCUGGAGAAGAACUCCUAACAAGAUCUCACCCUGAACCACAUUUAAAUCUCAGAGAAGAACCUGCAUAAUCAACCAACCUGAUGCAUCUUGGUUGCCACAAAAGCACUUAUCAAUAUAACUGUACCAUAAAUGUCAGAGAUCAUUACAGUGCUAUGCUACAGUAUUGUAGAUGUCUUACCAGUGACAUUUAGAGCAGUGCUGAUUCUUCUGGUUUACUUUGAUCAUUAAAGUGAAUCAAUCUAAUUGAAAAGGUGUUUCAUUUGUUCACAAAUCCAUCUUCUUUACAUGUGUAAAUUUCCACAAAAGGUUAAAUGUAGUUUUGUUAAAGCCUCAAUAAAAAUGGGUGGAGAAAA